GCGGAGCAUUGUGGGUGAUUGUAGCGGGUCAGUAAACAUGGCGGCAGCAGCGGGCAGGAUUCUGUCCUUCAGUAGGAAUGCUAAGGUACUUGUAUCACCACUGAAAAUGUCAGCUGUAUCUGCACCACGACACUACGUAACCGUGUCAAGCACCGGGGAAGCUAUCACCCACACCGGCCAGGUGUUUGAUGAGCAUGACCCCAGAAGAGCCCGAUUCGUUGGCAGACAGAAAGAGGUGAACAGGAACUUUGCCAUCAGUCUGGUGGCAGAAGAGCCAGUCAGUGAAGUUGGUGCAAGGGUGGUGUCCUGUGACGGGGGUGGGGGAGCCCUGGGCCACCCCAAGGUGUACAUCAACCUGGACAAAGACACGAAGGUUGGCACGUGUGGCUACUGUGGGCUUCAGUUCAAGCAGAGUCAUCAUCAUUAAGACUCUUCAGUGGUUUUUCUCUCUGUACUUUGUGUUAAAUAAAUUAUAUAUGCUCCAGUA
Molecule: messenger RNA, 487 nt
Organism: Osmerus eperlanus (European smelt)
Lineage: Eukaryota; Metazoa; Chordata; Actinopteri; Osmeriformes; Osmeridae
Gene: ndufs6
Product: NADH:ubiquinone oxidoreductase subunit S6
Exons: 4
Coding region: 38-427 (129 amino acids)
Biological process (GO): mitochondrial electron transport, NADH to ubiquinone
Source: RefSeq, a predicted model, not a curated record